This is a messenger RNA of Pollicipes pollicipes, 1321 nucleotides long. RefSeq names its product protein YIPF6. Gene Ontology annotation, biological process: endoplasmic reticulum to Golgi vesicle-mediated transport. The record is from RefSeq and is a predicted model, not a curated record. The transcript has 7 exons. Bases 279 to 989 code for a protein of 236 amino acids. Gene Ontology annotation, cellular component: membrane; trans-Golgi network. NCBI's taxonomy places the organism in Eukaryota, Metazoa, Arthropoda, Thecostraca, Pollicipedomorpha, Pollicipedidae.
CGCACAAAAGUGUUCCUUUCGGAUUUGCGAUAAGCUUUCAAUACACUGAAACCAAUUACCAAGCUGUAUCGUAGUUUGUCUGGGGUGGUUUUCGGCGGCCUUUGGAGUGGAUUUUUGGUCGGCAAACGGUGGCACACGACAAGGGUGUUGUAUUGCCGUGACGGCGAGGCGGUCUGCAGCGCCGUGGUGAACAGGGUCGGUUGGCGCAAAGCCCAUUUGCCAAGCCCAAUUACAGAGAAGGGUACAAAGCAAGCUACAAUCGUCCUACGAUCUGCAUUAUGGCUGUUGAUCCUGGAAAAGAGAUGAGCGUGGACCUUCUGAUGUACGAGGAGUCCAGCAUGGAUCCGUCGGACGUCGGCGGCCAGAUUAACGUGCCGGGCCAGCCGUCCCGGGCCGCCGACGGCUCGGUGGAGUACAACACUCUGGACGAGCCCAUCCGACAGACGAUCAUGCGUGAUUUGAAGGCGGUCGGAGCGAAGUUUUGGCACGUUAUGUACCCUCGGGAGAAGAAGGCACUGCUAAAGGAAUGGGACCUCUGGGGGCCGCUGAUCCUGUGCACGGUGCUGGCCGUGAUGCUGCAAGGCGCGCCGGAGCCGGCCGCCGCCGGCGUGGCCGCCAACGACGGCGGCCCAGAGUUCGCCGAGGUGUUCGUCAUCAUCUGGAUCGGCUCGGCCGUGGUCACGCUCAACACCAAGCUGCUGGGCGGAUCCAUUUCUUUCUUCCAGAGCGUGUGCGUGCUGGGCUACUGCCUGUUCCCCACCAUCGUGGCACUGCUGCUGUGCUGGCUGGUGCUGCUGUUCCCGCAGACGACAGCGCUGUUCGUGCUCCGCCUGCUCUUCACGUGCGUCGGCUUUGGCUGGGCCACAUAUGCGUCCGUCAAGUUCUUGGGAGACAGCCAGCCCGCGUCCCGCAAGGCUCUGGGAGUCUAUCCCAUCUUCCUCUUCUACUUCGUGAUAUCGUGGCUCGUGAUCUCACACUCCGACACGUAGGGGUGCGGGGUGAAGUGAGGGUGCAACUGUUUUAUUGUUUGUGUUGCACGGUGUAACACUGGUUUUGGCGCCUGUGUGUAUGCGUGAAAAGCUGCAAGCUCUUGACGUGCGCAGCCACAAGUUGCCGCUAAGCUAUGUGUUUCGCCGUCUCAUGCUGACCAAUUUGAUUUCAUGCAUUAGCUUGGAAAUCAACUUACGAGAAACUUGGGCGUUGGCAUGUUUGACGAGGAGUGGGGAUUCAAAUCUUGUGUGCUGUUCAUUUUUUUUAAUGUCAAAUUGCAAUGCCACCAGUAUCUUGAAAAUACACAUAUGAAUGCUCGCUUUCGGAUUGU